Messenger RNA from Acaulospora morrowiae, 589 nucleotides. NCBI's taxonomy places the organism in Eukaryota, Fungi, Glomeromycota, Glomeromycetes, Diversisporales, Acaulosporaceae. The record is from the annotation of a GenBank genome assembly.
AUGAACAAAUGGCAAAAUCAUGUUAAUGUUGGUUACAAUUACACUCUUGAAUCUAUUACCUCCAAAUCACAACUCAAAAAAGAAGUGUGUGAAUUUAUUUAUGGGGUCUGUAAUUUAAAAGGCAAUCACUAUUCUCAAGCUUCUUUGAAAAAUGCCAUUUCAUCUAUUAGUCGAUAUCUCCGUGAAGUCAAAUCUGAUUGGAAUUAUAAUUUACUUAAUAAAAGUGAUUUUCCAGAUAUUUUUGCUACUCUUGAUGGAACAUUGAAAGAAAUAAAAAAAUUAGGCAUUGGUACAGCAAAACCUUAUGAUGGAAUUACGAAUAAUGAACUCAAAGUUAUCUUACAUUACUCUGAAAUGUCUUCCAACAAUCCCAAUGGUCUUCUUCGUCGAGUUUUUCUUUGGAUUUGUCUUUUCUGCUGCUCUCGUGGUGGGGGCAUUAACAGAAAUCAACAUACUUUUGAACUUCCAUUUCCUGAAGAUAUUCCAGGUAUAGCUGAAUCAAAUACAGAUAUUAAAAAAUAUAUUGCGCAAAGACCUCAAAAUUAUAAAACCAAAAAAUUCUAUUUAAGUAUUUCGCAAAAUGCUUCAA